CAUUCUAUCGCUCUUAUUCCGCAGAUUUACGCAAAUAUGGCAAACCAAGGCAAAGGAGGAUCGCCGUCGCCGCUAGAGUACACCGGUCGCUCGACGAGUGAUCGGAAGCAGUUUCUAGUGAAUAAUGAGUUCAUGUCGGACGUGGUGUUCCUGGUGGGCGAAAAGAAGGAGCGGAUCUAUGCGCACAAACUGUUUCUGAUUGCAAACUCGGAGUACUUUUACGUCAUGUUCAAUGGGAGCUUUAAGGAAUCGAGUCAGAGUGAAAUUGUGAUGAACGACGUCGAGCCGAAGAUCUUUCUGGAGAUCUUACGGUUCGUGUACUGUGGAAAGAUCGAAUUGACGUUCAACAAUAUCCACGAGAUUUACAUCCAUUCGAGGAAGUACAUGCUGAUGGAACUGUUGACCAUGGCUUCCAACUUCCUGGAGAAGAGCAUCGAGCCGAACAAUGUGUUGAAGAUCUUCACGCAGAACCGGUUCUACGGGUUUCAGUUUGUCGAUGAAAAGUGCUUGAGGCUAAUCAGGACGAAUCCGUUGUUUUAUUUUAAUCAUGAGGAUUUUUCACUGAUUGAUCGGGAGUCACUGUGUUUGAUCCUCGGUUCGAAGAAGAUCAACUGCACGGACGAUCAGCUGAUGGGGGCGUUGGAUAUCUGGGAGAAGGGCCACCAGACGGAGAACGUGGACGAGCUGAAGGCGAUCAUAAAGGAUGCCAAAAGAUCGUACGAUUGCUACAAGCUGCGGUUAUUUGGCCCUUCCUCCGGAUCCGAACCGAACGAUUUUGGGUUCUCGAUCGUUUCGGAAACGAUCGUAAAUUUGUACGGGAUCGGUGUGUUCUUCAAGUCCGCGGCGAAAGUCAUCGCGAUUGAGGUGAAGAUCUGGGAGAAUGACAUCGAGAUUGGCUGUGAUCUGUUCGAGUACGAGAAUGACAACUUUGUGACCGUGGACGUGGCGAAUCUGUUCUUCGAGGAAAUUGUCCUGAUACCGCACCAUCGGUACAAGAUCUCCCUCAACAUAACGCCCGCGGUGGAACCGUUCACCAUUCAAAAUCCGAAGAUUCACCACGAUCGGAUCAAGAUGUCGAUCGCGAACGUCAUCUACGGACGCUGUGAUAGUACGUACAGUGCGAUCGCUCACAUGCACUGUCGGGAACGAACCGGCAAAACCCUCGGGUGAAUCGACGGAAAUCGAUCUGAUGAUAUAGGCUUCUCAUUAAACUAGAUGAAUUAUCAUUCGUUGAUUGCGGUUUUUAGACUAAGUAGGCGUGUACUUAGUGGCGUUGGAAACGUUCAAAUAAAUCAAUCAAAGCAGUCUCUGUC
Ochlerotatus camptorhynchus is the source of this 1313-nucleotide messenger RNA. RefSeq names its product BTB/POZ domain-containing protein 1-like. The transcript has a single exon. The coding region runs from base 37 to 1170 and encodes 377 amino acids. Gene Ontology annotation, biological process: neurogenesis. NCBI's taxonomy places the organism in Eukaryota, Metazoa, Arthropoda, Insecta, Diptera, Culicidae. The record is from RefSeq and is a predicted model, not a curated record. Gene Ontology annotation, cellular component: cytosol. Gene Ontology annotation, molecular function: protein binding.